GGUGGAGCCAGGCUCCGCCCGCCCUCAUGCAUAUGCAGCGGCUCUUCCUAUUUCUGCCGCACACAAAGGAAGGAAAUCUCUUUCUCUGAUCCUUUUCUCUCCUCCCCCCCCGGAGCCCCUACCUCCCCGCCCCGGGCUAUGCUGCAGCGACUGUGCGGUGUCCCCGCAGCUCGCUCUGCCGCUGCCGGGCGCUGGGAAGCUGGAGGUUUUCUAGUUUGUUGGGUGGUUUCUUUUUUUUUUUUUGGCUUUUCGUUUCGGAUCCUCCCAGCUCUCCCGUGCCUCUUGCAGCAGGCAAGCCAGGCAGCCCUGUGUCAUGACUUAUGAAUGACCGUGACUCAGGGAUCGCCCACCCUCCGCGAGGGGCCACUUAGUCCGAGCCGGCAGGGGGGCAGGGCUGGGCUGCGUGUGCCUGCAGAACUGGAGCUCCCUGCUGCAGCGGGGGGUGCUGGACACCACGCCCUCCUGGCCUGGAGUAAUCCUGCAUGACCAUCACAAAGAUGUCAUGGCACCCUCAGUACCGGAGUUCCAAGUUCCGUCACGUCUACGGCAAGCCAGCCAGCAAGGAGAAGUGCUAUGACUGUGUGCCCAUCACACGCAGCGUCCACGACAACCACUUCUGUGCUGUCAACCCCCACUUCAUUGCUGUGGUGACGGAGUGUGCAGGUGGUGGGGCCUUCCUUGUGAUACCCGUGCACCAGACAGGAAAGCUUGACCCACAUUACCCUCGAGUGUGUGGGCACAAAGGGAACGUGCUGGACAUCAAGUGGAACCCUUUUAAUGACUUUGUAAUAGCUUCCUGCUCAGAAGAUGCCACUGUCAAGAUCUGGGACAUCCCCAAGCAUUUGCUAACAAGAAACAUCACCAAUGCAAAGAAGGAACUCCUCGGCCAUGCACGGAGGGUUGGCCUCAUCGAAUGGCACCCCACUGCCAAUAACAUCCUCUUCAGCUCUGGUUAUGACUAUAAGAUUAUGAUAUGGAGCCUCGACACAAAGGAGACGGUCAUUCAGAAUCCAGUGAAGAUCUUCGAUUCUCACAAGGAUGUGAUCCUCUCCAUGUCAUUCAACGUGGAUGGCAGUCUGCUAGCCACAGCCUGCCGAGACAGAAAGAUACGGAUUUUUGAGCCUCAAACAGGCACAGUUGUACAGGAAGCCAGCUCCAAGUCUCACAGAGUGAAUAAAGUUUUGUUUCUAGGAAACAUGAAAAAGCUGCUCUCUACUGGCACAUCCCGGUGGAAUAAUAGGCAGAUAGUCUUAUGGGAUCAGGGUGAUCUUUCGGUGCCUUUAUUGGAGGAGGAUCUAGAUGGCUCCUCAGGGCUGCUUUUCCCUUUUUAUGACUCAGAUACAAACAUGCUAUAUGUUGUGAGCAAGGGUGAUGGGAACAUUCGCUACUAUGAGAUAAGCAUGGAGAAGCCAUACCUGAACUUCCUGAUGGAGUACCGCUCCCACAUACCACAGAAAGGCAUUGGGGCCAUGCCGAAGAGAGGCCUUGAUGUGUCAGCCUGUGAGAUCUUCCGAUUCUACAAGCUGAUCCCAACCAAAAGCCUGAUCGAGCCCAUUUCCAUGAUUGUGCCACGGCGGUCAGAAUCUUACCAGGAGGACAUCUAUCCUAUGACAGCUGGGACCCAGCCAGCACUGACAUCUCAGGAGUGGCUGAAUGGAAUCAAUAAAGGGCCUGUUCUGGUGUCCUUGAGACCAGGCUCUGGGAUUGUGAAUUCUCUGCCACAAUUUCCUGAGCAAAAGCCAUCCCAGAAGAGCACAGAAUCCAACUGGUACCAAAACCAGGAAGAAUGGAUGCCACUGGAGGAGAUCCAAAAGCAAAGCAGUGUCUCAGACAGGAAAAGCCAGAAGAAAAUGGAGAGACUGCAGGAUGAUAGCCAGAUGCGGCUUUCCAAUGGCUUUGAUGUGUUUGAAUGCCCCCCGCCCAAAACUGAGAAUGAGCUGCUACAGAUGUUUUACCGACAGCAGGAGGAAAUCCGGAGGCUGCGUGAGGUGGUGAGUCAGAGGGAUGUCCAAAUCAAGCAGCUGGAGCUGGAGAUCAAAAACUGCCACAUGGAUGCCGGCAGGUACUGAGGGCAUAGGGGUGCCUGUGUGGCUGACGGCACCCGGCACACCUAUGAGACCCCAGCCACCUUGAGAGAACUGCUCUUUCUAGCUUUGGAUUAAGAUGGAAGGCAUGCAAUUGAAUGCCCAGUGGCAGCACACAGGCUCACACCCAUCUAUGGAGCUCGCAGAGGAAACCUGGCUCAAAAAGCAUGGACAAAGUGUUGGGAGUCUUGUUCUGGCUCUGCACCCUCCUUUGAUGCCUCUGUAUGCUGCAGUGUGCUGGAAUAAGCAGAAGGGGUACUACAAGCUUCCCAGAUCAGCCUGUGCCUGGCAGUGCUGCUCUUGCAGUCCCUGCACUGCUGCCUGGCUGUUCAGUGAGGGGAGGCUGUCAGCACUAGCCAGGUGCUGUGUAGCAGAGCCCAUGGGGGUGGCCUACAAACUGCCCACACUGCACAAGGCCUGAGCUACCCUGCACAUGGAAUAACAUCAUGUAAGACCCAUAUGAGGACUGGAGUCUUUGGCCUGUCCCAAUAGCACCUCCAGCCCUCCCAGAGUAGGCAUCCAGGCCUGGUACUCCUGUCAUUCUCCCAUCUUUUCCCUUCAGGCAGGGUCUAUUGCUACAUCCUGUUUCUUCUGCAACAGCCAUUGGCUCCAUCGCUACCUCAUGCCCCAUAACCCAGACACCAGUUAGUCUGUAGCCCUUUCAUGCCUCAGCAGCAUUUCCAUGACCCUACACUGCUUGUCUCCCACGAAGUACACACACGCUGCCAUCCACAUGCUGUUAGUUGCCUGACUUUUCCACUCUUGACUGCCUGAUGUCAGAGCACCUUGCGGUUUAGCUUCUCCUGCCAAGGCUGAAAACUCUGUUCCCUGAGCCUCUCUCUGUAUACCUGGUGAGAACCCAGGUGUCCUGAGGUUUUCCAGGUCCCUUAGAUGUAAACAGUAGUGUCAAUGCAAACCCUGAGGUGGAAAGAAGUGUCCAUGGUCUCCUGAAUGGUGUGAGAAUCAAUGAGGCACUUCAUUUUCCCCGAAGUAAUUACUGCUUCACACAUACGUGUAUGUGUAUAUGUGAAUGCACUCAUGUACACAUGGGGUGAGCAUGGGCAAGAUGGCAGGGCCAUGAUCUGAGCUCAAACAUUUGCCAAAUGCGAGGAAUGCUACUGUGUCCCUAGAUUAGAACCACUGCACCACAGAGAAUUCAGUAGCCAGUGAAGUCAGGGCUGUGUCCUGCCUGCUAGUGUCUCCUGUUGGGGCAGGGUGCUCACUAGCACCAGCUCCCAGAAGGCUGCAGCCGACAGAAAGUGUUCGUCUGUGAGCACGCAAGAGGACCCACAAUAGGUGUGUAAUCUAAAGAGACCUCAGCCUUCCCAAAAGCCUCAUGCCACUCUAAGAACCAAGAAACUCAGGUGCUAAAGAACAGUCACUUUUAUGUUGCUUUGAACAGCCCCCUUUCUCCACUCUCACCAGUGACCAUUUGUGUGCGGGUAGUUGGCCACGCAUUAAGACAAAAUCCAUUUAGAGUUGGCUG
Gavialis gangeticus (Gharial) is the source of this 3570-nucleotide messenger RNA. It is a transcript of the gene CORO2A, whose product is annotated as coronin 2A. The transcript has 12 exons. NCBI's taxonomy places the organism in Eukaryota, Metazoa, Chordata, Crocodylia, Gavialidae. Gene Ontology annotation, molecular function: actin filament binding. Bases 483 to 2069 code for a protein of 528 amino acids. The record is from RefSeq and is a predicted model, not a curated record. Gene Ontology annotation, biological process: actin filament organization.